Oncorhynchus tshawytscha (Chinook salmon) is the source of this 2452-nucleotide messenger RNA. RefSeq names its product dynein axonemal intermediate chain 7 (gene dnai7). Lineage: Eukaryota; Metazoa; Chordata; Actinopteri; Salmoniformes; Salmonidae. The record is from RefSeq and is a predicted model, not a curated record. Gene Ontology annotation, molecular function: beta-tubulin binding; microtubule binding. Bases 8 to 2335 code for a protein of 775 amino acids. Gene Ontology annotation, cellular component: axoneme. The transcript is spliced from 16 exons.
GUUGUACAUGUCGCAAAGCAAAAUAUUGACCUACUGUGCGUGCGUUACCGUUUCCAUGGUAACUUGGACGCGAAAAGAGUUGAAAGCUGACAUAUCCCACCAAGAGAAAAUGCCACCCAAGAUUGCAAAGUCUGCCCAAAAGAAAGGAGGCAAGCUCAGUAAGGCUGAAAAGGAGCAACUUCAGAAAGAGGAGGAUGAGAGAAGACAGAAGGAAGAUGAGGAGGCUCGACUCCUGGCUGAGAAAGAGGAGCAAGAGAGGCUGGAGAGAGAGAGAAAGGAGCAGGAGGAGCAUCAGAAACUGGAACUAAAGGACAAAGAUCGCAGAGAGGAUGAGCUGAACGAACUGCGUCAUCUAGUGGAAGAGAACCAGACUGCAGUCACCAAGUGGGAGACUGACUCCAGAGCGAAAGCCAAGUGGGACAGGUACAUGCGUUGUGACGGGAGUCCAGACCCGUCAGUCCAGCAGGAGAUCAACACCUUCAUCAACCUGUGGUGCGAGGACCCAGAGGUCGAGAUCAAACCGAUUCUAAAGGAGUGUGCCCUGGCGCUACGGCUGCUAGAGGAGCUGGAGGGUAUGCUGAGGGAUGAGCCUGAACCAGCUGAUGCCCUGAGGUACCAGGAGACCCUCCUCUCCAUCCAGACUCUCAUCCAAUCCAAACUUGACCACAGCACUGAGGAGAUACUCAAGUGGGCCAAUGCUCAUUCAGACAUUGAGACGGGGAACAUGCAGACAGUGGUCCAGGAUGACAUCAUCACACUGUGUCUGUGGGCCAACCUUAACAAGAACCCAAGGUUUAAAGGGUUCCAGUUCGAGGAGGUGGGACUGGGCUUUGAGCUGCCCAAACAGCUGGCAGUCAGUGACGUCGCUGUGAGAAUCCUCCACACCCACUACGACCACUUGUCUCACCUGGCUAACCUGAAAAGCCAGAACCCCAGCAGGAUGUCCCUGGGCCUGGAGACCAGGGAGGAACUCCUUCUGGAGGGAGCGACCCCCGUGGGGGAGUGUGGGGAGACGGAGGGAGAUGGUGACAGGAGAGGGAGCACACAGCAGGGAGGUGCAGAAGAAGAGGUGCAGUCUGUCAGAGGGUCUGAAGGCAGGAAGAGUGCGGUGAGUGUGAUAUCUAUGAAGGAGGAGGGGAGGAGUGGUCAGAAGCAGCUGGAGGAUGCCCAACAGAAGCUGGAGGAGGAUGGGAGUCAGAUAGAUACAAUGUUAGAGGGAGAUGACUCAGGUGAGGGAGACUCCACCCCUACCCCGAUGGACCCAGUGAUUGACAGCUAUGAGGGUCAGGUGGUUGACCUUCAACAGUACACACCCCUGGGAGGAGUCUUCUACUGCGAUGUCUUCCGUCUGCCGCCACAAUCCCAACAACUCAAUGGAUGGGAGAUGAGAGAGCUGUUGGACACAGGGUUGCAGCCGUUCCCCUACCCCACAGAGCAGACUCAGAUCCAGGGCUCUGCCUCCAUGAAGCUGGAGGACAGUGGGGUCUUGACCAGUCCCCCUGUAGGGGUCACAGUCACCCUGCCUGACUCUGUCCUAUUCCUGGAGGACCCCCAGGUGGCCCGCUGGGACCCUGAAGGUCAGCACUGGAAGACCGACUGCAUCAGUGAGACGUCGUACGACCAGGCAGAGCGGAAGAUCUCGUUCAAGAUGGACUCAUUCUACGCCUUCACGCUUCUACAGGACUCGUAUGCCAACAUGCCGUUCCAGAGCUGGGAGCUCAGACCACUGGGCCAGGACUCUGCCCUGCUCACCAUCACCGCAGCCCUCACUGAAGUCAGCAUCACCAUCAAGGGCAGCAAGUGUAUGCUCCAGUCAGACCAGGAGAGAGGACUGAACCACAUCCUGGGCCAGUGGAUGAGUUCCUCUGAACUACAGAAAGCCAUGGUCAGCGCCGGGGUCAACAUCUUCGUCAACCAAUACUCCGACAAAUAUGUCAGCGUAAACGCAAAGGACCCUCUGAUAGAACACACUGUGUAUGAACAGAUGGCCCUGCUCUCCUCUGCAUUCGCCUUCUCCUGGAGCCAGUGGAACACGCAGUGUGGCCAUGAGCGUCUGGUGCUGCAGGUGUGUGAGCACCUAGACCCGGUCCCGGUCCGAGAGGACUCGUGGUGUGUGUACCUGCUGGGGGCCCGGAGGAGCCAAAGGCUGAGGAUCAAGGAACACAGUGAGGCGUUCUCUCCAGAGCUGGACCCCGGCAGCGAGUUCCACUCCACCUUCCUGCACAUGCUCCGAGAUGGCAUGUCCCCCGCCGGACAGGAACGACGCUCUCACCACCUGUUCGUCGACGCCGUGCACAGACUGCUGCGUGCCACACGGCCUCUCACAUACUCCUGACUACAGUAGAUACUAGACCCCCAAGCUCUGUCAGAGUAGCCAACAACCACAGAUCUAGGAUCAGAUUUAACUAUUCCCGAUCAUAACUUUAACCAUUAGGGGGAAUAUGUAUAUCUG